Messenger RNA from Adineta ricciae, 1605 nucleotides. NCBI's taxonomy places the organism in Eukaryota, Metazoa, Rotifera, Eurotatoria, Adinetida, Adinetidae. The record is from the annotation of a GenBank genome assembly.
AUGCUCACCUUAGCCGUACGGUUUAAAGCCUCUUCUUCUUCUUCUUCUUAUCCCCAUUAUUUAACCCGUUAUUUACUUUCCUAUGGUUCAAUCUUACCCAAUACUCGGCAAUUUCACUCGAAUGAAAAAAAACCGAAUGAGUCAUACCUAACUCAUUUCCUAAUCAAUCUUCAUUCAUGGAAAUUAACACAUCAACCACGAGAACCACGUUUACACUGGAGUUCACGUUUCCGUCAGCCGAAAGUACAAACUGAAGACGCUGAAAACGAUCAAAGCAGCGAAUAUUGGGAUUCUUGGUUUAAACAGCACCAAUCAUCUUCACUUCUACCCUUUUCUCAACAGGCAACUUCCUUAUCAUUAGAUCGGAUUUAUUUCCUCGAUCAAUCCCAAACCAUCUCAAUGCCUAAACGAUCACGAGAUUUGCAAUCACCUGAAGUUGAAAUUCCUCGAAAGCGAGAUAAAUAUUCUCAAUUGGAUUUUCAUUUACCAAAACGAACAUGGUCGAAUACGACUUACCAAGCACAUUUGGAGAAAAGUCGUUAUCAUCACUUUAAUUUUCACCUAGUUAAUUAUAAUAUUCUUGCACAAAAAUUAAUUGAAGAUAAUCCGUCGUUGUAUGCGGAUUGCCUCGACCAAGAUCUUCAUUGGCAUCGACGCAAAGAACGUUUGUUAAGAGAAUUAUUAAAACAAGAUGCUGAUAUUAUCUGUCUUCAAGAAAUGCAAAGAGAACAUUACAAACAUGAUUUCCGACCGAAAAUGAUGGAUCAUGGAUAUAAUUCAAUCUAUAUCAAACGCUCCGGCGAUAAAUCAGACGGCUGCUGUUUAUUCUAUCGAACCGAUCGAUUAAAAGUAGUUGAAAGCAAAACAGUGCCAUUUUAUCAGAGAAAUAUCCCACUUUUAGACAGAGAUAAUUGUGGUUUAAUUGCUCUGUUUCAACCAGUGUCAUCGAAAGCAACUUCAGAUGAUCUAUUUUGUGUUGCUACUACUCAUUUGCUUUUCUCACCGAAACGUGGAGAUAUUAAAUUAGCUCAGCUGCAAUAUUUUCUUGCGGAAAUCGAUCAAUUUGCAAUGAAAACAGCUUCACUGAAUUCGUAUUAUCCAAUCAUUAUCUGUGGUGACUUCAAUGCCCAACCACACUCACCGUUAUCGAAAUUCUUGAUCAAUGGACAUAUUAAAUAUGAUACAUUUCGUUCCAUUGAAAUAUCCGGUCAAAUUCCUCAAUCGAUUGUACAAAAUCGUUUUUCCCUACAACUUCCAUCUAGAGAAUUGGUGCCGAGUGCAUUUGUUACAUCCGAAUGUCGUUUUCCUCGACAGAGUUCUUCUCAAACAACAGACUCAAUCAUUUACGAGCAGUACAUCAGUCGAAGAUCAUCGGCAACUUUAACUCACAAUAAGCAAUUCCAUUCAGUUUAUGAUUUAGAGAACACAGCCGAUGUGACGACAUGUAUUGACAAUGAAUAUAAUUUGGUCGAUUAUAUUUUUUACACGAAACAAGAUAAUGAUCGGUAUCGAUUGAACUUAAUCAGUCGAUAUGAUUUGUAUCAGCAGCAACAAAUGACAGCGAAAUUCGCAUUGAAAUUAAAAAAGAAAAAGAAAAUAAAUUGA